AUGUCGCUCGCCACUCUUGAUACCGCGCAACACCCCUACCUGCCAACCGCAUCGGCGACCCUCUUCCGGGCAAAGGAAGCCAAGAAGCUCAGCUUUGAAAGGAUUGCCGAGUAUCUUGGUCGCAAUGAAGUCGCCGUGGCGGCCAUCUUCUACGGCCAGGCCAAGGCCUCGCCGGAAGACAUCCACCGACUCGCCUCGUUGCUCCAAAUCCCCCAGCACCCGCUGGAGGAACAGCUGAGCGGAUUCCCUGACCGGGGCCGGUCGGUGGAGAUGCCUCCCAAGGAACCGUUGAUUUAUCGCUUGUAUGAGAUCGUGCAGAACUAUGGGUAUGCGUAUAAGGCGGUGCUGAACGAGAAGUUCGGGGACGGCAUCAUGAGCGCCAUUUCGUUUUCAACAAAGGUGGAGAAGGAGACCGACGAGGAGGGGAAUAACUGGGCUGUGAUCACUCUGCGAGGCAAAUGGUGCGUAUGA
Penicillium argentinense is the source of this 471-nucleotide messenger RNA. RefSeq names its product putative cyanate hydratase (gene cyn1). Gene Ontology annotation, molecular function: cyanate hydratase activity; DNA binding. Lineage: Eukaryota; Fungi; Ascomycota; Eurotiomycetes; Eurotiales; Aspergillaceae. The transcript is spliced from 2 exons. The coding region runs from base 1 to 471 and encodes 156 amino acids. The record is from RefSeq and is a predicted model, not a curated record.